UAUAUAGUGUUAGUAAUGCUUGUAAUAUACGGCAAAAUGUGUGGCAUUUGAGGCAAUAAUACAUAUAUUGAUAGAUAUAUUGAGAGACAAAGUGUGUGAGCAAUGAAUGUAUGAAUGAAUGAGUGAAUGAAUGAAUGGCGUAAAUGUUUGCGACGUUUAGACCAUUGAAGACAUUUCAAGACAAUUGUCACACAAACCGGACUAACAUAGACUACAUUUGUUGUAAACCAGUCAUUGACUGAUUCGUUACACAAACGCUAAUCAUUGAAACAAACAGUCAAUUGAUUUAUACUGAUUGCCGAAGACAUGACUACUCCCAACACAGACUCACUGCCGAGUGAGCUCUUAAAAGACGGUAUUGUCGAAGUUCGCGGAGAUAACGGAGCCUUUUAUAAGGCAUUCAUUGUUGAUGUGGACGACAAUACCGCCGAUAGUGAUACCGGUGUUGAAACCGAAUCGACGGCGACGACGACGACAACAGCAACAACAACGGCUGCAGCGGCGGCGGCAACCAAUUCGGUGACCACUUCGGGUGACAAAUCAAAGCUAACACUUGCCUUCGAAAACGAUUGGUUACCGCAACAAAAGUUUCCCAUUAAUAGGAUUCGUCUGCCGCCACCCACUUCACUGUCCACCACUCAAUCGGCCAACAGUUGCGCUAAUGGAGCCAAUAAUGAGUCGUCUAAUGCCAACACAUCAGUUGUUCCGCCGAUUGUUACCGAAGGCAUGGAAAUUGAAGUGCUUUCGUGUACUAAUGAUGGAGAACAGUGUGGGUGGUGGAGGGCACAGGUCAAGAUGAUCAAAGGUGAUUUUCAUGUUGUUGAGUACCAAAACAGCACCACAUCGGAUGGCCAAUCGGUGCAAAGUGGACCUAACCAUCAAACCUAUAGUGAGAUAGUGGCCAGUGAUAGAAUUCGGCCCAAGAAUCCUCACCCAUUGCUCACUACUAAUCCAUUUUAUAAAUUUGAAAUCAAAAUACCGGAUGACAUCCGAAGUAUGAAUACCGGUUGGUUAUCCAAGAGUGAGGCCCACAAACAGUUUAAACAAUUUAUCGGUGCGAUUGUUGUUCGCUAUGAUGAGGCCAAAGGUGUUCUUAUAUGUGUUGGUUAUGCUCCGCACGAAAAAACAUAUUUAGCAGGAAUUACACAGAAAAGGGCACAAAUGUUGAGUGAAAUGCAUUUCCGAAACAUCAAACAAAAACUGGUCCUUUUGUCGCGUACUGAAGAGGCGGCCAAACAAUUAGAGUCAACUCGCGGUCCCUUUGGGUCGGGAUUUGCCGGUACUCACUAUGGAGGAGCUUCCGGUCAGAACUAUAUGGUCGAAGUAGUCGUUGCAGAACACCUUAUGGGUCUGGCUAUUGGUGCCCACGGCGUCAACAUUCAAAAUGCCCGCAAACUUGAAGGCAUUACCGCCAUUGAUAUCGAAGAAAAUUCGUGUACUUUUCGGAUAAAAGGUCAGUCAUUAGAGGCGUGUCAUAGAGCCAGAGCUAUGUUGGAGUUCGCCGAGAAAGGUAUUGAAGUGCCCCGAACUCUGGUCGGUAAAGCCAUUGGAAAAGCCGGGCGUAUUAUUCAAGAAAUUGUAGACAAGUCUGGAGUAGUAAGGGUUAAGAUUGAGGGCGACACUGAAAAUGAAGCGCCGCGAGAACACGUGCCGUUUGUUUUUGUGGGCACCUCUGAGUCCAUUCAAAACGCCCAAAUCCUACUCGACUACCACUUAAAUCAUUUACAAGAAGUGGAAAAAUUACGACAGGAGAAGCUUGAAAUUGUACAUCAAUUGAGAACUAUUCAACAACACCCGACACACGUGACUCCGUCGUCGUCUAUGAAUAUUCAGACACAACAACUAAUUCACAAAAAUAUAACAAACAGUUCGGUGCAAAUGCACGAAGAGUCUGACCGUUCCGAUAGAGGCCGGACUGGAUCUCAAAGAGGUGUUCCCCGCUCUGACACUAAUGUCAACUCGAGGACAAUACCCGGUCAAAGAAACAGUAGUCGUGGAGGUGGUAUGUCUGGAUCUAAUAUAAGAAGAUAUAUGAAUCCAUCAGAAAGAGGUCCGGAUAGGGAUAGAGGUUCAGAUCGCGACAGAGGUGGACGAUCUUCACACCCACGCUCACAACCAUUCAAUAAGUCUCGUCACUACAAAGAGGGAACGCCUAUUGAGAACGACUCUUCGGCAUCCACUCAGCGGUCAGUACACCGUAACGAUAGUCAGCCGAUACCACAAAAAGGUGACACUUAUUCAAAGCCCCAGAGGACGCGUUAUGAUAGAAAUGAAAGAGUGGACAGAAAUGAUAGGACAGAAAGAUCUGAGAGAAGCGAUAGAAGUGAAAGAACAGAAAGAAAUGAAAGGAACGAUAAGUCAGAGCGAAACGAUAAGUACUCGUCGACCACACGAUCGCAACAGUCGUCCACUUCGGGAAACCAACAAAAACCCCAAUCGAAUGAACAAAAUUCGUCUAUAAAACAAUCGGUGCACUCGGAGGCCAAACCAAGUUCUGGCCAUCAAUUGGUGAACGGAAAUGCAUAACAUAUUUAUAUUUAACGGGAAUUAAGAUAAACCCAAAUCAACACUUAAUACUAAUUAACCUAUAGUUUUGUUUGUGUUUUCAUUACCGUAUAUUUGCUUUACUUUUGAAAUUGAUUUUGAUUUAAAAAUACAUUAAUUAAUUGAUUAUUACAUCAAACAUUUGUUUAUUGAAAUGAUUAGAAACAGAUUAUUAUUAUAUAUUAUUGCAGGAAAUGAUUACAUGAAUCGAUUGAUUUGACAAUUAAUUCACAAAAUAUAGUUGAUUUAAAAUUUUUGAAUUGCUUUUAUCGAUUUAGAUGUUAUUUAAAAACCGAUCAAACUUUGAGUUUGCAAAUGAUUUGUUUGUUUUAAUAACAAAUACUAUAUAUAUCAGAGACAAACCAAGUAUUUCAUAAAUUGUAUGAAUUAUAAGUAAAUCACACAAAAUAUAUCGAAAUAUUAAAAAAAAAUAAUACGAUCGCAACUGAAUAUGGAUUUACAUAUAAAAUGAUGACUUAUAUUAUACACAUAGAGGCCGUGCACUCAAUCGGACCUCAAAGUAAAUGUCGCUUUAAAUGACUAAAACGUCGCAAAUAUUUAUUAAAAUAACAAACACUUUGGGUUUGAGAGGUCAUAGAAGUGAUGGGUUGAGUGCACAGGCAUUCAGUGAUUUGAUAAUUGAAACUCUUUGUAAACGGCAUUAACGGCAUCUCAAUCUUUGUUUUCUUAUAUUAUUUGCAAAUCAGCAAUAAAUUGAAAUUAUUUAAUUGUAUAAAAAUUCAUUAAAAAAAAUCAAUAAAAAAUGUA
Oppia nitens is the source of this 3312-nucleotide messenger RNA. It is a transcript of the gene Fmr1, whose product is annotated as fragile X messenger ribonucleoprotein 1 homolog B-like. The coding region runs from base 307 to 2526 and encodes 739 amino acids. Gene Ontology annotation, molecular function: translation regulator activity; protein homodimerization activity; mRNA 3'-UTR binding. The record is from RefSeq and is a predicted model, not a curated record. Lineage: Eukaryota; Metazoa; Arthropoda; Arachnida; Sarcoptiformes; Oppiidae. The transcript is spliced from 3 exons. Gene Ontology annotation, cellular component: membrane; dendritic spine; axon. Gene Ontology annotation, biological process: regulation of dendritic spine development; regulation of modification of synaptic structure; central nervous system development.